Molecule: messenger RNA, 266 nt
Organism: Perkinsus marinus ATCC 50983
Lineage: Eukaryota; Perkinsozoa; Perkinsida; Perkinsidae
Exons: 4
Source: RefSeq, a predicted model, not a curated record
AUGGCUUCUAUCUGGUAUUGCAUUUUAUUCAUUCCUAUGCGCAUUCAAUUGCGGUAUCGACGUAGUGGCUACCAUCAAUGUCGGUAUGAGUAUCGAGGGUAUGGACCGAAAAACUCACGAUUCUCUGAAGCUUACGUCUGGGCUCGAGGCGGUCAUACUCGGCACAAUGGUCAUGGAUACCCUGGUUAUGGGAGCUUGCCUGGUAUUUUCUUGCAAAAUAUAUACGGAUCUCCGAGCGAACUUGUACUCUCAACUGAUGAAUGGAG